GAGGACCGGAAGUCGUCAUCGCGUCAGCAAAUAGGGAAAUGGAGAGGAAAAGGGGCCUUAGCGAUAUUUUAGCGUACUGCAGUUAUUAGCGCUGAAGUGGUUUGAUUUGCCGAAUGGACGUUUUCAUGGUGGACUAAAUGCUCGUUUCCAGAAGUCAUGGAGCCCCAUGAGGAAAAGCCCAUCAUUUACACGAUGGAGAAUAAACCCAUAGUGACAUGUGCUGGGGACCAAAACCUCUUCACUGCUCUUUAUAGCCUGCUGGCACAGCAGCUUCCCCGGGAGCCUAUGGAGUGGAGAAGGUCAUAUGGUCGAGCGCCGAAGAUGAUCCACCUAGAAGCCAACUUUGUCCAGUUUAAAGAGGAGCUGCUUCCUAAAGAGGGAAACAAGGCACUCCUCACGUUCCCCUUCCUGCACAUCUACUGGACUGACUGCUGUGACACAGAGACGUAUAAGGCCUCAGUGAAGGAGGACAUGCAGCGGUGGCAGAGCGUACUGAAGCUGCACGGCUCAGCCGACUGGCUCAUUGUAGUUGUGGAAAGCGAUGGCAAGAAGAAGAACAAGACCAACAUCCUGCCACGCACCUCCAUCAUGGACAAAAUCCGCAACGACUUCUGCAACAAGCAGAGCGACAGGUGUGUUGCUCUGUCAGAUCCCCUGAAGGAGUCGUCUCGCUCUCAGGAGUCGUGGAACUCAUUCCUGACGAAGCUGCGCACUCUGCUUCUCAUGUCCUUCACCAAGAACCUGGGCCGCUUCGAGGACGACAUGCGCACACUGCGGGAGAAACGCACCGAGCCCGGCUGGAGCUUCUGCGACUACUUCAUGGUGCAGGAAGAGCUGGCGUUUGUGUUUGAGAUGCUACAGCAGUAUGAGGACGCACUGGUCCAGUAUGACGAGUUGGACGCCCUCUUCACCCAGUAUGUGCUUAACUUUGGCGCUGGAGACGGAGCCAACUGGCUGGGCUCGUUUUGCCAGCCUGUGCGGAACUGGAACGGGCUGCUCCUGCGCAGACCAAUUGAUAUGGAGAAGAGGGAGCUAAUCCAGCGCGGUGAGGCUAGCCUGCUAGACCUGCGCAGCUACCUGUUCUCUCGCCAGUGCACGCUGCUUAUCUUCUUGCAGAGGCCCUGGGAGGUCACACAGAGAGCCCUGGAGCUGCUUCACAACUGUGUCCAGGAGCUCCGUCUGCUCGAGGUGUCGGUUUUCCAGGGGGCUCUGGACUGCUGGGUCUUCCUUAGCUGUCUGGAGGUGCUGCACAGAAUCGAGGGCUGUUGUGAUCGUGCCCAGCUGGAGGCCAACUUCUCCCACACUGUGGGCCUCUGGACUUAUGCUACUGAGAAGCUGAAGUCUCUUGGCUGUUUGUGCGGUUUGGUGUCGGAGAACGGGCCCAACUCAGAGGAACUGAACCGCACUGUCGAUCUGCUCGCAGGCCUCGGCACAGAGAGACCAGAGACAGCCAACAGUCUUCAGAGCCCAUAUAAAAAACUUAAAGAAGCCUUAUCAUCGGUGGAAGCUUUUGAAAAACACUAUCUGGAGUUGUCCCACGCUGCUCUGGAGAUGUACAGAGCCAUUGGGAGGCUGCGUUCAGCUCGAUUGGUGGGAAAGAGUCUGGCUGAGUUCUACAUGAGGAAAGGUGAUGCCCAGACAGCAAAGACCUUCCUGCAGGACUCUUUGAAGUCAUACACGACGGAAGGUUGGAGCCUGCCGCUCACACACACGCGCAAGCAAAUUGCAGAGUGUCAGAAACAGCUGCAGCAGACAGAGGACUACUUGCAGACAAGCGCUCUGCUGGCCAGCGAUACCAACCUGACAGAUGAGGAGAGAAAGCACUUCUGCCAGGAGAUCCUCACCUUUGCUAACAAGGCUCCAGAGGGCAAAGACCAGCGAGUGGCCCUGAGUAUGACUGCGUUUGCUCAGCUGCGAGAGCUGCAGUUUAAGCCAGCAUCCGCAACAGUACACGUUGGUGCAUCCCUGCAGUUGGAGCUGCGUCUGUGCAGCCUGAUGCCUGUACCUGUGCGGCUGGAGCAGCUGGCAGCCAGCGUCCACUUUAUAGGGGAGCAACCAGGUAUGCGUUCUGGCCCUGCAGGCACCCAGCGGCGCCCCGGUCUCAGUCCAGAUGGCACCAUCUCCUUCCCCGCUGUGAGUCCCUCUGGUGGGGCGUUGCCAGGAACAGGUAUGCCUGCUCUGGAGCUUUACGAAAUACAGGACCGCAGUCCCUCCGACAACAUGCUCAACUCCACUAGUGUUGUCUGCAAGAAUGUGCACAUGCUGCUGCGUGGCAAUGAUGGUUCCUCCCCCUUGGACGUGCAUAGCGCUGUAGGCUCCGCCUUUACUCUGGAGGACGGAAUGCAGGUGCUGAAGACCAACAAUGUGACUUUGUUGCCAGGCAACAACAGCAUCACCUUCACGGCGCUGAGUACAAAGCCAGGCACAUACACUCUGCGACAGUUGUGUGCUACAGUGGGCCGUGUGCAGUUUGUGCUGCCUCACAUUUACCCCAUAGUGAAAUAUGAGGUAUACUCCCAGGAGCCUCAGCUGACCAUCGAGCCCCUCACAGAGAGCCUGCUGGCUGGGCUUCCUCAGAGGGUGAAGUUUACCAUUGUAACAGGCCACUACGAAAUUAAGAAGGGUGAUGCUCUGCAGCUGAGUAACACCGACUCCAUGCCUAUCCUGCACUCCUCCUCCUGCUCUGCCCGUAUUCUCUCUGGCACUGGAGAGCUGGUGGGAGAGGCUGCUCUGUCCAUCCAGGCUUCAGAGAAGGUGACGAGCAUCUCUCUGCCUCUAACUCCACCCUACCACACACUAGAGUUCCAGCUAGAAGUGCUGUGCCAUAUCCCAUUAUCACCGGCACGGGUCGAAAGUGAGCGCCUCACCAACGGCGAGAUCCGUCACCGGCCAAAGAGCCGCACACGCUUCAACAGCGGCAUGGCCUGCAUCGACCAGAAGGUGUCCAUUGACUGUCCCUGGUCUAUAUAUUCCAUCCUCAUAUCCCUUACCUUUUACACCCCCUUCAGAGCCAAGCACUCACUACUGUCAGCAGGGAAAAGGAAGUAUAUCCAGGUGUGCCUCGAAAAUGUAUCGAACACAAACUUCUGUCUUGCCAAUCAGACACUGUCAGAGCAUCAGCACACACCUUUACUGGAGCUCCUCUCUCUCAAUGCUAAAACACACCAGGUGGUGUACAGUAAGCAGAGUGUGUACAGUUUGUGGGAGGUGAAGUGGACCACAGAGCCGCUGCCGUGUCUGCAGUGUGUGUUUUCUGCCAGCUUUUCUCCUGCCGACGCUCCAGACACGGCGCUCAAACCCUACAUCUACGAGUUCCAAUUGGAGAGAGUCUCGACACUGUACAGUGUGAAGGCAGACAUCCAGCCUGCGGCGGGGGAGCAGCACUGUCGCGCCGGCACCCUCUGUCGGCUAGAAAUAUCAGUCACACGUCUGAUAGAGCCGAAUGAGGCGGAGGGAGAGGAUGAGGAGUUAAUGGAGAACGAAGGCCUCCGCACGACCAAGCUCAUGUAUGAGGUGGUGGAUAACAGCAGUAACUGGGCUGUGUGUGGGAAGAGUUCAGGUUUAGUGUCCAUGCCCGUGGCUGCCAUGGCAACGCACAAAGUACAGAUGGAGGUCAUGCCUUUGUUUGCAGGCAGGCUGCCCUUCCCCAGCAUCAGAGUGUUCAAGUACCUGCCCCACAGCGCACAACCCACAAGCCAGCCUGACACAGACUCAUGCCUGGAGAACGACAACCUCUCACUUCUGGAUAAGGGUCUGGAGGAGCAGGGAGACACGGCCAGUCUGCGCAGCCGGGGAAGCAUUCACUCUGUGGGCAGUAACGAGCAGCAGCAGAGGGCUCUUCCCAUGCCCCGGCUUGAGCCUUUCAGCCCGGGACAAGUGUUCAACUCCAGCCAGACGCAACAGGUCCUGGUGCUCCCCAGCACAGACGACCAUGUGCUUGAGGUCAAUGUCACAUGACACCCAUGGAAGACCCCGCCCCACCUGGUCCUGGACCCUGCUUUCUGUAAUCUCAUCGGACAGGAGAUGGGGGACAAGGGGGGCUCUGGUGUGGGGCGGUGGAGCGUCCCAAUCUCUGGACUCGGUGGGCGGGCAAUGGGCAUCAGCCUGGCCUGAAUACAGAAACACUAACCAAUGGCUGGAGGCUGAGAAUCCAUCUACUGUCUAAUGGUUUUUGUCUCAUUUCUUAAUUGCUUACUCAUCUACGAAGAGAUGUGCGAGACGGGAAGUGUCUCGUGUCACUUUCUCUCUGACUAAGUGGGCAGCCACAGAUUACGCAUCAUCCGUUUCUGCCUACCCACUUCAACUUCCUGCAUGGGAAGUCUUCAAUACUACCGUGACAGAGUCACACUAGCUGAGAUGAUCACACACAUGCACACACACACACACACACACAUACACAGUGACCUCUGUGGAAGGGUUGGCAGGUAUUGUGAUUAUUAAUAUGGAAAUACACGUGUGUAUGCAUUGCAAGAUUUUAUUUUAUUAUUUUUGUUAUUGUUUACUGUGUCUGACCCCAGGCUCACAUGCAUGUAUUUGCUCUGAAAUGUGAUCAUGGCAUCUGACAGAGGAGGUGAGAGAGGGAAGAGACAAGUCCUGCUGAGUUACUGCUUAAGAUCGCUCUGCUCGCUUAGGCUGCUUCAUCAAGCUUGAUGUUCAGUGUUGCUCUGUGUGUGUGUGUGUGUGUGUGUGUGUGUGUGUGUGUGUGUGUGUUGCUAAACAGUUUUUAAAGUACAGUCCUCUUGCCAUGUAUGUACAGUGAAAGACAUCCAUAUUACUGUGAGAUGGAUCACUGCACCAGAUCGGUUCAGUGAAGAAGCUGACUUCAUGCAAGCAUGAGUCACUAACUCCGAAGUGAGUACUAAAUAACUUAUUCUUUCCUGCAGAUUUGUUUUGAAACAAAACUGUUCUGAAACCAUGUUUGCCUAUUUUUAAAAUGAACUUUGCUAACCUUGGAGGGAUUAGGAUGACACCUCAGAGGAAAUAGACUGGAUUUUCUUUAAACUGCAUCCAUGCUUGCAAGUAACAAAACAACAGACAGCAAGUUCGCUGUGAUGCACUAAAGUAGCAAAUGGAAGUAAAUUACCCAGUAAAUUCUUUGACCUAGUCUGUCUGAUGCUCCCCAUCAGAACAGCUGGACAUGUGACAACCACUGCACACGCACAAGAGAGAAACCUGUAGCAACAAUAGUGACUUGUCACUUGCUAGCAUGAAUGUGGAGUUUGCGAUGCUCUCCUGUUUUUCAACCAAAAGAUGCAGACAUCUUUAAUGAUUUGCACAUAGUACGAAGGCAUUGUUUUGCAUCAUACAGUUUGUUGUUGUGCCAAUCCUAUAUAAUUCUUUGCACAUUCAAGCUACAUCUUGAGAUAAUGUCUUACAGCACUGGUGUAUUACACACCCACACACGUUUAACCCUUUCAGGAGUGAGCUUUUUACCCAAUCCUAGACUUUUCAACAUAGUUCCAGAUGACACUAUAACUGAUGAAGCUUAUGUUUACAUGACAUUCCAGUAGCGUGUGUGAGAAACACUCCUGUAAUGGGUUGAGCACUUAAAACCAGUUGUAGACUCAGAAUUUCAAAAUUCUCUGUACAGAAUGAUGGUGACUAAAUAUUAAAAGACAAGUGAGGAUAAAAAGAAUUGCUCCUCAUGUCUUGGAGUUCUGUAUAACUGUUUCAUUUUCUGACAGGCUGAUUGAACAGGGAGAUAAUAGUUAGAACGCUGAGUGUGGGUGUUUUGUUUUGGGGUUGUGUGCACUAAGGGUAAUGAAAGGCCUGUGACGGCUGAAGGCCUGAGGCUGUAUUCGUAAAAGCUGGAGGCACUUUAUAGUGCACUAACAAGGACUAGGUCGGAUAAUUAUCACCAGCUAGCGAUGUGGGGGGAGAAACAUUAAGUUUGGGAGUUUUAGCACUUGUUGUGAGCAGCCAAAUGUGUUUGAAUGAGUUUGUGUUUGUGCUGUGUGCUUUCUGGAUGAAGUAUUUGGUUCUGUUGCUGUAAGCGAAUGUUUAGGAGAGUACGAAUUAAAAAGAAGCAGACUUGUCACAUUUUUGCUUGUAUAUGUACAUGUCAUUGCAGAUCCUCUGAUUUUCAUGGCUAGCACAGUAUUUAUUCUGUGAAUAAAUCUUUUCCUCUGUCUCAGAUGAAUUGAUCGGGGUCACUUGUUAAAUGGCAAGAGUGAUUGAUCAGUCUUCCUCUCUCCCAUCAUAAUGUGUAUGAUCAGAUGGGUGUCUGGAAGCUGAUCUGAGCAUCAUUACUCUUACACUUCAUACACACAGGAGCCUGUUGGUCUCCCACUUCAGCAGGUGGAACGUGGGAUUACAUCAUGUGAAUCAGUGGGUCAGCCAACAAUGUCAAAUUUUCACAAGCUGUUUGUAAAUUAUUCCAUCAGUUGGGCACCACAGAUUGUAUUUAGAUUAAUUAUUUAAAUGAAGAGUAUGUACGCAUUAUACAAUUAUAAAAAAUAUAUGUUUUAAAAAUA
Messenger RNA from Pangasianodon hypophthalmus (striped catfish), 6473 nucleotides. RefSeq names its product trafficking protein particle complex subunit 10 (gene trappc10). Gene Ontology annotation, biological process: intra-Golgi vesicle-mediated transport; early endosome to Golgi transport. NCBI's taxonomy places the organism in Eukaryota, Metazoa, Chordata, Actinopteri, Siluriformes, Pangasiidae. The record is from RefSeq and is a predicted model, not a curated record. Bases 157 to 3957 code for a protein of 1266 amino acids. The transcript has 23 exons. Gene Ontology annotation, cellular component: TRAPPII protein complex.